Messenger RNA from Lathyrus sativus (Indian pea), 1074 nucleotides. NCBI's taxonomy places the organism in Eukaryota, Viridiplantae, Streptophyta, Magnoliopsida, Fabales, Fabaceae. The record is from the annotation of a GenBank genome assembly.
AUGCCUUACCUAGUUCGCGAGAAUCUCUUCAUCAGCAACAUCAACGACGCUGCACAGAUUCUCCAAAACGCCGCCGUUCAACACAAAAUCACCCACAUCCUCUCCGUUCUCAGCUCCGCUUCCAUCUCCUUCUUCUCCGAAUGGCGUUCCACUAUCUCCAUCCCCGUCAAAGAGAUUUCCAAACUUCACGUCUCCGACCUCCCUUCCGCCGCUAAGUCCGCUCUCUCGCCGGACAAACUCCUCUACUCACUCGAGUACGCCGGUAAGGACCUCAACCUCGUGAGGAUGGCGGUUCCUCUUAAGGAUACAGAGAGCGAGAAUUUGUUGGAUUACCUUGAAGUUUGCAUCGAUUUCAUUGAUCGGAGUAGGAAGGAAGGUGCAGUUUUGGUUCACUGUUUUGCAGGUGUUUCUAGAAGUGCAUCGGUUAUUACUGCGUAUUUGAUGAGAAGCGAGAAUCUGUCACUAGAAGAUGCACUUGAAUCGUUAAAGCAGAGCUGUGAAUUUGUUUGCCCCAAUGAUGGUUUUCUAGAGCAGUUGAAAAUGUUUGAGGAGAUGGGUUUCAAGGUUGAUCAGUCUAGCCCUAUAUACAAGCGUUUUCGUCUAAAAGUACUAGGUGAGAAUCAUUUCGCAGGGUCAAGGAUAGACAGUUCUAAACUUGGUGCAGAUCCUGGCAUGCUUGUUGAAACAUCUUCAGAGCCAAAAGAAGCUACUAAAGUAGAUAAUAACCGUAGCCCUACAUACCGUUGUAAGAAGUGCCGUCGGAUUGUUGCAUUGCAAGAACAUGUUGUAGAUCAUACUCCUGGUGAGGGUGAGGCAUCCUUUGGUUGGCACAAAAGGAGAGGUGGCAAUCCUUUUAACAAGUCGAAUGAAUCUGAGUGUUCGUCCAUAUUUAUUGAGCCUCUACGGUGGAUGAAAGAUGUUGAGGAAGGCGCGAUGGAGGGAAAGCUGUGCUGUGCUCAUUGUGAUGCCCGCUUGGGAUACUUCAAUUGGUCAGGCAUACAAUGCAGCUGUGGAAGCUGGAUAACCCCAGCUUUCCAACUUCACCAAAGCCGGGUAGAUAUAAGCCCUGUGUAA